This is a messenger RNA of Lathyrus oleraceus (garden pea), 1060 nucleotides long. Its product is annotated as GATA transcription factor 4. Gene Ontology annotation, cellular component: nucleus. Gene Ontology annotation, biological process: regulation of DNA-templated transcription; cell differentiation. Bases 115 to 933 code for a protein of 272 amino acids. The record is from RefSeq and is a predicted model, not a curated record. NCBI's taxonomy places the organism in Eukaryota, Viridiplantae, Streptophyta, Magnoliopsida, Fabales, Fabaceae. The transcript is spliced from 2 exons. Gene Ontology annotation, molecular function: zinc ion binding; sequence-specific DNA binding.
AAAAGGGGUGCAUUGAGACAAGGGUUUAGUUGUAACUUAGACACCACCAAUUUUGGCUUUCUUUUCUGUGUUGUGUUCAAAUUUAUACACUAUUCUCUAAACCUUGUUCACCUUAUGAAAAUGGAUGUUUACCAAAAUGCAUCACUUUCUGGUGACUGCAAACAAGAGAAGCUCCUUAACCCUUCAACUAGCCUUGAUGACCUCUUUUCAGCCCAAAACAUGGAAGUGAAUGUUGAAAUGGAGUGGCUUUCAGUGUUUGUUGAAGACUGUUUCUCAAGCCCACAAAGCUGUGUCUUGUUACCCUCUAGUGUUCAAAACACAACAAGUACAACCAUUUCAUCAAAACCUUCCAACACAACAAACAAACCAAAGCAACAAAAUGAGUCACCUUUUGCAGUACCAGGGAAAGCAAGAAGCAAAAGGAAGAGACUUUCAGCUCCAAGAAGAACAAAAGACCCUUUAAGCAUUUUAUCAAACACCUUAAACCCACAAAACGAGUCCCUAUGUUAUGACCCUCCUCUUCUAAAACAAACCUAUUGGUUAGCCGACAGUGAACUCAUUGUACCUAAAUCUGAUACUGAUGCAGAGGUUGCUGAAAAGGAAAUUGUGAAAAAGGAAAGGUUUGAUUUUGAGGGUUUUGAGGGCUUUGAGAGUUUUGAGAGUGAGAAUGAUGGUAACAAUGGACAAAAUCCAGUUCUUCCAACAAGAAGAUGCACUCAUUGUUUGUCACAGAGGACACCACAAUGGAGGGCAGGACCAUUAGGACCAAAGACAUUAUGCAAUGCAUGUGGUGUGAGGUACAAGUCUGGGAGGUUGUUGCCAGAGUAUAGACCUGCAAAGAGUCCAACUUUUGUGAGCUAUUUGCAUUCAAAUUCACAUAAGAAAGUCAUGGAAAUGAGGAUGAAUGUUGUGUCUUCUAUUCCUAGUGACUAGUUAGGGUUUAGUAUUGUUAUACAUUUUUAUGUAAAUCAAAGUUUAAUUUUUGUUUUAGGCGACUCAUUAGUGCUAUGAUUAUUGGAACAUCAGUUAAUUAAUAUAUGGGUUAAUUUCCUGUUUCAAA